Messenger RNA from Pyrus x bretschneideri (Chinese white pear), 2258 nucleotides. RefSeq names its product protein CYPRO4-like. Lineage: Eukaryota; Viridiplantae; Streptophyta; Magnoliopsida; Rosales; Rosaceae. The transcript is spliced from 2 exons. The coding region runs from base 127 to 2067 and encodes 646 amino acids. The record is from RefSeq and is a predicted model, not a curated record. Gene Ontology annotation, cellular component: cytoplasm; nucleus. Gene Ontology annotation, molecular function: protein binding.
UGCCAAAAAACCGCAAAAGCGCUCCCAAAUUUGAAAUUUGAACUUUUCAUCCAAACACACCAUCUCACUCUCAGACUCCCAAGGCUCUCAUCUUUCACAUACCAUUUCCCAAAUCUUCGUACAAAAAUGGGCGGAGCUCACAGCCGCGAACACCUCGAGCUUUCCGACUCCGACGAGGAAGAGAGCGAAGAGCAGGAGAGCUACGAGGACGUGGAGGAAACUGAAGCCGACCAGCGCCAGAGAUCCGCCGAGCGGGGAAACAAAACGCCGUCGUCGGCUGCAUUAGACGACGUGGACGCCAAGCUCAAGGCUUUGAGUCUCAAGUACGGGUCUUCUUCCAGGAACACGAAUCUGAAGAAUCCGGUGAAGCUGUACCUCCACAUUGGAGGGAACACCCCAAAAGCGAAAUGGGUAACUUCCGAAAAACUCACUUCUUUCAAUUUUAUUAAGACAUCUCGAAUGGAGGUUGAUAAUGAUGAGGAGGAAGAGGAAGAAGAGGAAUUUGAUGAGGAGGGUUUGUGGGUUUUGAGGGUGGGGGCCAAAGUUAAGGCUAAGGUAUCGGCAGAGAUGCAAUUGCUCACUUUUGCCGAUCAGCGGCGUGUCGAUUUCUUUGCCAGAGGCGUGUGGGCAAUGAAGUUUUUCAGUGAUGAGGAGUAUAGGGCUUUUGUGAUUAAGUACAAUGACUGUUUGUUUGAGAACACUUAUGGGUAUGAGGCCACUGAGGAGAACAGGGUGAAGGUUUAUGGGAAAGAUUUUGUUGGGUGGGCGAAGCCCGAAAUGGCGGAUGAUUCGGUCUGGGAAGAUGCGGAGGAUAAUUUUUUGAAGAGCCCUGGCUCAGCAACACCAGUGAGGGGAAAUCAGAAUUUGAGAGAGGAGUUUGAGGAGGCCCACAAUGGCGGUAUACAGAGCUUGGCAUUAGGUGCAUUGGACAAUAGUUUCUUGGUGGGGAACUCUGGCAUUCAGGUUGUUAAGAAUUUUGCUCAUGGAAUACACGGUAAAGGUGUUUAUGUGAAUUUUGAUGAUGGGAGCUAUGGAGGCGGUUCAAAUUUGGCACGGUCUACACCUAGGAAGGCUCUGCUGAUGAAGGCCGAGACUAACAUGCUCCUUAUGAGUCCGAUGAAUGAAGGGAAGCCUCACACAACCGGGCUCCAUCAGCUUGAUAUCGAAACCGGGAAGGUUGUUACUGAGUGGAAGUUUGAGAAAGAUGGAGCUGACAUUACAAUGAGGGAUAUCACAAAUGAUAGUAAGGGAGCACAGUUGGACCCCUCAGGAUCGACAUUCUUGGGUUUGGAUGACAACAGGCUUUGCCGGUGGGAUAUGCGUGAUAGGAAGGGAAUGGUUCAGGACCUUGCAGCUUCUAGUGGUCCUGUUCUCAAUUGGAACCAAGGGCAUCAGUUCUCAAGAGGGACUAACUUUCAGUGCUUUGCUAGCACUGGUGAUGGCUCAAUUGCUGUUGGGUCGCUUGAUGGGAAGAUCAGGUUGUACUCGAUCAAUUCGAUGAGGCAGGCGAAAACUGCUUUUCCAGGCCUUGGUUCACCUAUUACUCAUGUUGAUGUUACUUUUGAUGGGAAGUGGAUUUUGGGCACAACGGACACCUAUUUGAUCCUCAUCUGCACAGUCUUUACUGAUAAGGAUGGCAAGACAAAGACUGGUUUUAGCGGGCGUAUGGGAAAUAGAAUUUCAGCUCCAAGACUGCUGAAGCUGACUCCCCUGGAUUCACAUUUGGCGGGCACAAAUAACAAGUUUCGUAAUGCUCAGUUUUCGUGGGUCACGGAGAACGGGAAGCAGGAGCGACAUCUGGUUGCAACUGUGGGCAAAUUUAGUGUGGUUUGGAACUUUCAACAGGUGAAAGAUGGCUCACACCAGUGCUACCGCAACCAGCAGGGCUUGAAGAGCUGCUACUGCUACAAGAUAGUCCCCAAGGAUGACUCCAUUGUCGACAGUCGCUUCAUGCAUGACAAGUUUGCAGUUACUGACUCACCUGAGGCCCCACUUGUGAUUGCAACCCCUCUGAAAGUCAGCUCCUUCAGCAUAUCCAGUACCAAUAGACAAUUGUCUCUGCAGUGAACUUUCUAAUUUUCUAUUAAGAACUUACACUUGUAUUUGUUUUUUUUUUUCCCGUCAAGUAUUUGUAGGGUAUACUCUUUAAGCUAGGUCGUGCCGGUAAUGAACUAUGUUGAAUUGUACUCAUGUUCUGAAGGAAUUUCAAUGGUAAUCUAAUGAUUUCCAGCAAUAAUAGUGCUUUAAUUCUUGUUGAA